AUGUCUGGCAGCUAUACGUCGGACUUUUCUCUGCUCAACAGCACAUUCUGGGUUGAUUUGCUGAGUCAACGAGAUGUCUCGUCGCAAGUCCCGAUCAACUACGUGACGCAGCCUUCCAUCGCACUGACCGCAGCAUGCUUUGGUGACAACCAAUACCUCGGAGACGGCGGAUCUUUGUGUCUGUCGGAUCUUUUGACCAUUGGAUAUCGCCGAUUCAUCAUCGAUGUCUACUGGUCUAAUUCCAAUCAGCAAUGGCUGCUCUGUCCGAUAUCGAUUCCCUCCACGACGACGCUUGACGACGAGUCACCGUACAAGCUUGGGAAUUAUACCUGUUCCGGCUCAUUUGAUUUGACGACCAUCAUGGAUGUCUUGCGCAGCUAUAUACAGUCUAGCAGCGCGGAUAUAGACUCUACGCUUCUAUUUGUCGUGUUCAACGUACAUGCAGCGGCGGACUCCAGCAAUCCAGAUCAACCUGCUUCUGUGCUGUCAGGUGUAGAACUUCCUCCGACAUCGCAUCUUCUAGGGAACAUCGCAAAUAACGCCCUCUAUGGAUUGAUAUAUACCCCGCCAGAACUUGCAGAAGAGCGCAGCAAUCUCAAUGGUUCCUGGUACCACGGGACCAGCUCGAGGACAACGGUGUUACAGAAGUACUUCACCACGACUACCAAUGCCGAUAAUAUCCUUAGCACACCGGAUGGAUGGCCUUGUCAGGCUUAUUUGAUCAACAAGCUUGCAAAGCGUUUUAUACUAGGACGGGGCAGUAUUGAUCCUCAACUGCAAGGGUACAAUGCAUCUGGCGAUGAUCCAUAUAUUUUCCCGGCAGAUUACAUAGAAGAUGUUAUCGGUGUGUCCACUACGUCUGAUGGUAAUGGAUUGCAGUCUGGCUGCUUCUAUAGCUCGCAGACGACAAGUCUCAAGAAUAUGAACAAUUCCUGGGCGCUGUCUACUCUUGAUGGAACAACUGCAAAUACAUCGUCCUCUGCCGCGCUUCUAUUGCAAAAUUACACAGGCUGCGGCAUAUCACCUAUUAUCAACCAAACAUUAGGCGGCCAAACAGCAAACAUCGAAGUCGAUCCCUAUCGCAACAUGUCCAUCUCUUCAAUGUGGUCGUGGGCAAUGGGCGAGCCUCGGAACGCGAGCAGCCUACCCGGCUACGAACAGAUUCCAGUCAACAGCGAUGUCCUCCGCUGCGCAAUGCUAGAUCCCACCUCCAACGGACAUUGGCGAGCCGGAAACUGCUCAAAUGCGUAUCGCGCUGCAUGCCGCGUCGACAACAACCCGUAUACAUGGAUUAUCUCCGACAACAAACAAUCCUUCUCCGACUCUUCCAACGUCUGCUCCACCGGUUCUGUCUUUGACGUACCGCGUACCGGUCUGGAAAACACAUUUCUCUACAACACAAUCCUAUCAACCAGCAACACCACCACUACUACGGUUGACGAACCCGUCUGGAUAAAUUUGAACUCAAUCGAUGUUCAAUACUGCUGGGUGAUGGGCGGCGCGAAUGCGACUUGUCUUUACGUCGGCGACUCAGAUAGCGUCGCCAGAAGGAUAAUUCUCGUCCCGACCAUUGCUGCGAUUAUCAUUCUGGUGAUUACGGCGUCGACGCUUUUUGUCAAGUGUAAUUCUAAUCGGAGGAUUUCAAGGCGGAAGAGGGUUAGCCAGGGUUGGGAGUAUGAAGGUGUUCCUUCUUAA
This is a messenger RNA of Talaromyces amestolkiae, 1695 nucleotides long. RefSeq lists its product as uncharacterized. The transcript is spliced from 2 exons. Lineage: Eukaryota; Fungi; Ascomycota; Eurotiomycetes; Eurotiales; Trichocomaceae. The record is from RefSeq and is a predicted model, not a curated record. The coding region runs from base 1 to 1695 and encodes 564 amino acids.